Messenger RNA from Elaeis guineensis (African oil palm), 2442 nucleotides. RefSeq names its product ruBisCO large subunit-binding protein subunit alpha. Gene Ontology annotation, molecular function: ATP-dependent protein folding chaperone; ATP binding. NCBI's taxonomy places the organism in Eukaryota, Viridiplantae, Streptophyta, Magnoliopsida, Arecales, Arecaceae. The record is from RefSeq and is a predicted model, not a curated record. Gene Ontology annotation, biological process: protein refolding.
AAUAGAAAACCCCCUGGUAAGAACCCCAUCUUUUCCUCCCAAAACCCAAAAGCCUCUCUAAACCCUCCGACGCUUCUCAGAUGUCUCUCUCCUCUUCCUCCUCACUCAUCUUCUCGCCCCAAGGCCUCUCUUCCACCAGCCGUUGGGAGUCUAAGAGGGUUCCAAUACCAUCGAGAAAUCUAUGUUUGGGGAGGAGUUUUCGAGUGAGAGCAGGUCCAAAGAGGAUAUCUUUUGGCAACGAUUGCAGAAAAACGUUACAAACUGGUAUAGAUAAGCUCGCCAACGCUGUCGCCGUGACCUUGGGACCCAAAGGGCGUAAUGUUGUCCUUGAUGAACCAGGAGUGCCCAAAGUAAUUAAUGAUGGGGUUACAAUUGCUCGGGCUAUUGAACUUUCAGAUGCAAUUGAAAAUGCUGGGGCAAUGCUAAUUCAAGAGGUAGCAUGCAAGACAAAUGACUCUGCUGGUGAUGGGAGCACCACGGCAAUUGUUUUGGCUCGAGAAAUGAUCAAGUUAGGAUUGUUGGCUGUGGCUUCUGGGGCUAACCCAGUUUCUCUAAAAAAGGGUAUUGAUAAAGCUGUUUGUGAACUGAUCAAAAUCUUGAGGAGCAAAUGCAGUCCUAUAAGCGGGAAGGAGGAUAUAAAAGCUGUAGCUGCAAUCUCUGCUGGCAACGAUGAUUUUAUUGGGAGUCUUAUCUCUGAGGCUAUAGAUCAGAUUGGUCCUGAUGGAGUGAUCACAAUUGAAUCAUCAUCAUCUUUUGAUACUGUUAUUGAGGUUCAGGAAGGAAUGAAGAUAGACAAAGGCUACAUGUCACCGCACUUCAUCACAAAUCAGGAUAAAUCAAUUGUGGAGUUUCAGAAUGCUAAAGUUCUAGUAACUGAUCAAAAGGUGACAAAUGUUAAAGACAUCAUCCCUCUGUUAGAAAAGACCACUCAACUGAGUGUUCCUCUAUUAAUUAUUGCUGAGGAUAUCUCAAGUGAGGUGCUGGCAACAUUGGUCCUUAACAAGCUGAGAGGAAUAUUAAAUGUCGCAGCUGUCAAGUGUCCAGGGUUUGGGGAAGCAAAGAAAGCUCAUCUGCAAGAUAUUGCUCUUAUGACAGGUGCUGAUUUUGUUUCUAGUGACUUGGGCUUGAUGCUUAGAGGUGUAACUUCAGACCAGCUAGGUGUUGCUCAGAAGAUAACUAUAACAAGUAACUCAACAACCAUUGUUGCUGACCCAUCUAUGAGAGCUGAGAUUCAGGCAAGAAUUUUACAAAUAAAGAAAGAUUUGACUGAAACAGAUAGUUCCUACCUAGCAAGGAAGCUUUCUGAGAGGAUAGCAAAACUCUCAAGUGGUGUAGCUGUGAUCAAGGUAGGGGCACCCACUGAGGCGGAACUUGAGGACAGGAAACUUAGAAUCGAGGAUGCGAAGAACGCGACUUCUGCUGCCAUAGAUGAGGGUAUAGCACCAGGUGGAGGGGCGACAUUGGUCCAGUUAUCAAAGCAUAUUCCCACCAUAGUGCAUCUGAUUGAUGACCCGGAAGAGAAGAUUGGUGCUGACAUAGUUGGAAAGAUGAAUGUGCAUUGUAACUUAAGGGCUUUCUGGACCUUUAGGCACUCCUUGUACCAGCCUCAUCAAUAGCCAGCAAUGCAGGAGUUGAUGGUUCAGUCAUUGUGGAAAAGCUUCUCUCUUGUGCCUGGCAGAUUGGCUAUAAUGCAAUGACCAAUGAGUUUGAAGACCUUCUCAAAUCUGGUGUCGUAGAUCCAUGCAAAGUUUCAAGGUGUGCGCUCCAGAAUGCAGCUUCUAUAGCUGGGAUAGUUCUAAUGACCCAAGCAGUCAUGGUAGAUAAAAUAAAGAAGCCAAAGCCUGUCGUGCCUUUGGUUCCUGGAAUUACUCCAUAGCUUUAGGGGAUAUACGGAUGAGAACUCAGAAGAUAGCCAUUGAACCAGCAGAAAGCAGAGUUUGUCAGAUAUGUUGAAGCCUGACUGGAAAUGCUUGCUGCUCUGUUUAUUGAUUCCCCGAAGGAUGACAUAAUGCCGGAGGUUGAAACAUUUGCCUGUACUGAUAAAAGUUGCUUCUGAGAGUGUCGUCAACUUCGACUUCUAACAGGUGUUCUUUUCUGAAGAUAUGGCUCUCUGAAGAUGCCACCUGUUUACUGCUGGUCAUAACCUAGUAUUUUCUCUGCCUGGAGGCAUUCUUCAUCAGAAAUGUGUCAUGACCUCCUAGGAAAAGAUCAGGCAACUCUAAGGGCUUUUAUUUUGUACAUAUAACUAACAACAAGUUUUAGAGAGCUUUUAACAGUGUUUUUGAGCAGUAAUGACAGAACAGGUGUUUGAAGGUCCGAGAAAUCUCGUCUUCUUUGUGUAAAAGGCAGUAUUCUCUCUCAUUUUUCACAUACAAUGUUUGUAACAAUGCCAGAAUUUGUUUGUGUUGCAAUACCUAUUUUUUCUUGUUAGACUUACAGUAA